CUUACUAUAACCCAGACCAAAACAUCAACAUGGGGAAGAAGAUGAACUUCUCUUUUCUUUCCAAUGCCAAGCACAGCAACAUCGUACAUAAAUCCUCUUGGCAAUGGCUGCCUUCUUGUCACCAGCCCAGAACUCUCUCUUUCAGAGCAGACGACAGCACCUCAGCUUACUUAGAUUCCAUUGCUGAUGAUACUGUUCCAUUAGAGACUGUCAUCCGAGGUUUAAGGUCAGAUAGGCUGUUUUUCGAGCCUGGAGAGACCAGUUCAAUCAUGGAAGAGGCAACAAAAAGGAAUAAGGAAGAAGAAGAUGAUGAUGGUGUUGAUGGGUUGUUGCCUUUUAAAGACAGUACUGUGGUGUUGUCAAUGGAGUCUCCAGAUCCGUACACUGAUUUCAGGGUGUCCAUGGAAGAAAUGGUUGAAGCUGAGGGGUUUAAAGAUUGGGAAGGGCUUGAACAACUAUUGUUUUGGUAUUUGAGAGCCAAUGGAAAAUGCAACCAUGGCUACAUCGUUGCUGCCUUCGUUGAUAUGCUUGUAGCUCGACUCGCCAUUAAUGUUUCUAAUUCAAAAUCUGAUAAUAUCUGUUCACCUUCUUCCCCUUUAUCCUUUUACACUUCUCCUUCGUCGUCUUCCUCUGAGGAUUGUUCUUCAACAACCAUUCCUUGUGUUUGUCCAAUAAAAGUAGAUCAGACGGAGAUGAGUAUUAUUAAAGGUACUGACGAUGAUGAUGCUUCAUCAUCUUUAUUUGUUGUUUGAUUCUUCGUUUU
This is a messenger RNA of Hibiscus syriacus, 763 nucleotides long. Its product is annotated as transcription repressor OFP15-like. The coding region runs from base 30 to 752 and encodes 240 amino acids. Gene Ontology annotation, biological process: negative regulation of DNA-templated transcription. The transcript has 2 exons. The record is from RefSeq and is a predicted model, not a curated record. NCBI's taxonomy places the organism in Eukaryota, Viridiplantae, Streptophyta, Magnoliopsida, Malvales, Malvaceae.